Messenger RNA from Polyodon spathula (Mississippi paddlefish), 3956 nucleotides. RefSeq names its product dynamin-2-like. Gene Ontology annotation, molecular function: GTPase activity; microtubule binding; GTP binding. Bases 1 to 1251 code for a protein of 416 amino acids. The record is from RefSeq and is a predicted model, not a curated record. Lineage: Eukaryota; Metazoa; Chordata; Actinopteri; Acipenseriformes; Polyodontidae. The transcript has 11 exons. Gene Ontology annotation, cellular component: cytoplasm; membrane; microtubule.
AUGCCGACAGGUUUGAAACCCUCGGGAAUGCGGUUCGGAGAGAGUUGCUGGCAGGUGGAAGUUUCUUUUGACGUCACUUUCAGUCUAGACUUGCAGAGGUUCAGAAAGCAGGAAGAGAAUUUGACGGCAGGUUAUCCCAGUGUCAGCGCUCAGCAGAGGAACAUGCAGACGAAUAAGAAACGGGCAAUGCCAAAUCAGGGUGAGAUCUUGGUGAUUCGACGCGGCUGGCUGACCAUCAAUAACAUCAGCAUCAUGAAGGGAGGCUCGAAGGAGUACUGGUUCGUGCUGACGGCUGAGUCUCUGUCCUGGUACAAGGAUGAGGAGGAGAAAGAGAAGAAGUACAUGCUGCCGCUGGACAACCUGAAAAUCCGAGACGUGGAGAAAGGGUUCAUGUCAACCAAACACAUCUUCGCAAUCUUUAACACUGAGCAGAGGAAUGUCUAUAAAGAUCUCCGGCAGAUUGAGCUGGCUUGUGAUUCCCAGGAGGACGUGGACAGCUGGAAAGCUUCUUUCCUCAGGGCCGGGGUGUACCCUGAAAAGGACCAAGCAGAGAACGAUGAGGCGGGCCCAGUCGACACUUUCUCAAUGGACCCCCAGCUAGAGAGGCAGGUGGAGACCAUCCGCAACCUGGUGGACUCCUACAUCGGCAUCGUCAACAAGUCCAUCCGAGACCUCAUGCCAAAAACCAUCAUGCACCUCAUGAUCAACAACGCGAAGGACUUCAUCCACUCUGAGCUGCUGGCGUACCUGUACUCCUCUGGGGAUCAGACCAGCUUGAUGGAGGAGUCCGUGGACCAGGCGCAGCGCAGAGACGACAUGCUGCGUAUGUACCACGCCCUGAAGGAGUCGCUGAAGAUCAUCGGAGACAUCAGCACCACCACCGUGUCCGUGCCGGCCCCCCCACCCGUCGAUGACUCCUGGAUGCAGAAAGACCCCAGCCCGAACCUUCAGCACAGACCUGCAGGGGGCGUUCCGCCACCCAGCCGCCCCCCCGCGGUGAGGGGACCCACCCCCGGCCCGCCCCUCAUCCCCACCCCUGCCUUUGGUGCUCCUCCAAUCCCCUCACGGCCUGGCCCCCAGCCCGCCUACGGCUCAGCCAAUCAGGACCCUUUCAGCGCCCCGCCUCUGAUCCCCUCCCGGCCGGUCCGUAUCCCUCCCGGCGUGCCUCCCGGGGUCCCCAGCCGAAGACCUCCAGCUGCUCCCAGUCGCCCAACCAUAAUCCGGCCGGCAGAACCUUCCUUACUAGACUAAACACUGGGAGACACAGACAGGCAGACAGACAGACAGACAGGCAGAGCUGUGCAGACCAUGGCCGAGCUGGGAGGGGGGGGCAGGCGGCCCUCCUGGUUAAAAUCAGUACUGUUUGUUUAUAACAUAAACAAGUCAAUGAGGUUUGAGCUGCAUACUUUUUUUUAAACAUGAAAAGUAAAAACCAUGGGAAAAUAAUUUUCCCAGGUGGAAAACCAGCUUACCUCAUUGGAUUGUUUGCGAAUGCAAACCGUGGAAAUCCAGGGAACUCUCCACUGCUAAGUUAUGCUAAGCAGCCAGCCCUGCAAUAAGUUAAAACUAUCUUUUAUUGACCUACAUCCAGCAGGAUUUUCCUUGUUGAAAUGAUGCUUGGGCUGGGCCGAAUUCUUGGUGAAAAUCAGUAAAUAACGACAAUAGCUUUAGGAAUUGUAAUUCUAUUGCAAAGCAUAAGAAUUAUGUUGUGACCAACAUUAGAAGCUGAAACAGUGCAGAGCUUUUGAAUUGGGCAAGUAAACUGGAAGCCAGCAAUGCCCGAAUUUCUAAAGAGGCCCUCCUGGGGCGUGCAUCUGCCAGCCCUCGUUAGAACGACCCCCAAUCUGAGAGCGUUAACCUGUCUGGUUCUGUGAAGCUCUCCUCUCUGUUCAUAGAACAUGAAAACAUUUUAGAAACUGCAGCCUUCAUUUCUUGUUGAUAUUGUGUUUUUCUAAUCUGAUCAAUUGAAAAUAGGUUAUGAGAUUAAUUUCUCCAGUUUUUUUCUCUCUUUUUUUUUUCUAGCUUUAAGGAAUUCUAUAUUAAUUAAAUAAAUAGAUAAAUAAAUACACAGAAGCCAGCAUCUCAUAAAUCGACACCUGAUAGAAUCACGAUUUUGGAAAUCUGAACCGAACCCGAUUUUAGGGAAUCCAUUUUGGAAUUGGAGAUUCCGGUCAAGUGGAUUUUCAAAGUGCAUCUGCAUUGAGGAUGUGAAUUUAAAAAACACUGCAACACCCCCCCCCCCCCCCCCCCCCCCCCCCCCCCCCCCCAAAAAAAAAAAUGAUAUAGCUGUCUUUGGAGAGCUGCCUUUGAAAUAGUGCUAUUCUGGAUGGAAAAUGUCAACUAGUGUGUAAUAAUAAUAAUAAUAAUAAUGAUAAUAAUAAUUAUAAUACAUUUUAAUGGUUGUGUGCUUUGAAAACUGCACCAUGCUCUUAACACACUGAAAGUACCUUAAUAAUAAUUUGUGAUAUUUUUACACGCUGUGCCUUGAUUUAGCGAGUUUGCAUAGAGUUCGACUGACAGCAAACCCAACUUCAAUUAAUAAAAGGAUAAUUGCUUGUCCUCGUUAAUUCCUUUUAAAAAUCUACUUGUACAUUUUUUAUUGUUAAAAUGAUUUCAGUUAAUAAUUAAACAGUAAAUCAAAAUAAACUUAGUUUGGGGAAUGUAAACUUGGAGAAAUGGGAAGAUAGUGUUUCGUUUAUCAGCACAUUUCGCUCUUAAUGUGACAGCACUCCAAAUUUAGAUUGUGCAAGCAGUAUCUAUUUUUAUAACAAUGUAAUGCUGAGUCGUGUAUAUAUUUUCAAAAGUAGCUGUGUUUCCGUUCAAUUUUCAGAAUAGCUGGUGUUAAAUUAAAGCUUUGAAUUUUUAUUUUUACCUCAAGCAAAGUAAAAGGCGCUAUUGCAAUUGUGCAGUGCUUACCAGAGCAAAAAAACUUAAACAUUCAGCUGUGAGAAAGAGGGUGUUAUUGCUGCCUUGUGACACCGGGGGGCGCUGUCUGCUUGUCACGACCUGUCUAGGUGCGCAGUGUGGCCGCUCUUGGGGUGACAUCAUCAUCCGCACGGAAUUGCCAGCACUUUGUGGCCCGUGACAUCAUGAUCUGAAUGAUUUACACCCGUCAAUCACACACUCAACAGCGCCAGGUGUAGAAGAAACUCCUGUUUGAAUUUCCUUUCGUGUUUCUGAAAUGUGUGACGUACAGGUUGUUUGUUUGUGUCCUAAAAUUUAUGAUUUUUAACUUUUGGGCAGAAAUAAAACCUACAUAUUAUCAAGGGCUGCUUUUUAUGCAAUACAUAUGCAUCUAAUGUAUUUUUUUUUUUUGCUUGACAUGAUAACGACCUCUUAGAGUUGAGGGUAUUUUCUUAAUCCCAAAUGCAGCAUUAAUCAAGUUAGCUGUCUAUAGCGAUCACUCAGGCACAAGACUGCUUUGGAAAGAGAUUUAUUCAGGGCGGUGGGGUGGGGUGGGGGGGUUGUAGAAGUCACACACAAACGAAAACCACUAGAAGGAUCAGAUUUAUUUUUCCAAACAAUUCUGUAGCAAAAUAACAAUGCAUUUAAAACAAGGGGGGUGGGGGGUGGGGGCUAAAACCAUGUUAUGUCUGGCAUAUAUUAAAAUUAUUUUACUCUCUCUUGAUUAUUUAUAACCAGAGAAUUAUUUUUUCUUUAUGAUUGGAGUAAAUGAGUAAUGAACAGCAUUCAGAUCUGAAAGUGUAAGGAUUGUAUUCCGGGGGACCGGGGAAAGGGUCUUGCCACAGUGGAUUCCAAAAUGGGAAAACCGGGAGAUCAGGAAAAGUAUCCUAGUAUUGACAGAGCGAGCUGAAAUUCUGGACUGCCUGAAAAAGAUGAAUAACCUUUUUAUUAAAAAAAAAAAAAAAAACACUGAAAACAAAACAACUAAAAAAAAUACCCAGCACAUUGUGCUUUUAAAUUGUCAAACCCUAAAUUCAAAACGUCUAGGAAAU